Messenger RNA from Pectinophora gossypiella (pink bollworm), 6289 nucleotides. Its product is annotated as GATOR complex protein NPRL2-like. NCBI's taxonomy places the organism in Eukaryota, Metazoa, Arthropoda, Insecta, Lepidoptera, Gelechiidae. The coding region runs from base 186 to 1568 and encodes 460 amino acids. Gene Ontology annotation, biological process: negative regulation of TORC1 signaling; positive regulation of autophagy; cellular response to amino acid starvation. The record is from RefSeq and is a predicted model, not a curated record. Gene Ontology annotation, cellular component: vacuolar membrane; GATOR1 complex. The transcript has 9 exons. Gene Ontology annotation, molecular function: GTPase activator activity.
UAGGUACCUACGUGUUUGGCUGUUUGGUGAAGUGGGGGUUUUCCUUUUCUUGGAAAUUCAGACUGUCACACCAUGCUGUGUGUCAUGGAUUCUUGUAUACAUGUCUGAAGAAAUUAUUUUACCAGUACGCUGUUAAUUAUUUCCAGUUUAUUGUGAUAAUGUACCGGUAAAAACCAUCAAUCCAAAUGCAACAAAGUAAUGCAUUUGUGCAGCACGGUUAUGAGGAUAGUGUAGAUGCAAAAUUCGGCUUGAUGUCCGGGAAAGUGAUGGAAACACGUUACUACGAGGGAUGCGGACGUGAAGGCCCUAUUCGGUGCAUAUUCCUCGGAGAAUUUCAUCCUGUGGCAGGGCCUAAAAUAGCAUGUCAGUUUCCCGAAGAUUACAUCUCCAAAGAAGUGUUUGAUACCAUCAGUGCCUACAUUAUACCUAAACCACAGAUUCAAAAAUGCACCAUGACAAUAAAUGCAUUGGGUCACAAGAUAGUUGGUUAUCCGAUAAGGAUAGACAACUCAAGAUAUGAACGCAAUGUUUACCUUUUCAACCUGUGUUUUGUGUGUGACAGUUGGUCUAAAACUGUGCAAUAUGAGCCGGUGGUUAAGAAGCUUGGUGAACAUUUGACAAUCAUGGAAGAAGAAACAAGAUUUGUGUCAAGUGGUUCUACCAAGUUGCCAACACUAUUAGCUCAUCUGCUCCAUGAUCUGAAUACGCACCGAAAAGCUACACUAGUUGAAGGAGAUACUGUCAUGCAUUUGAAAGUACUUGAAGUUCGUAAAGAUCCUCCGGUGGUUCAUGACCAUGAUGUUCCCGUGUUGGUAGCAUCUGUGGGCCUUCCUCGACCUGGUCGGCCACCGAGGAUUGUUCCUCCAGAAGGAACGGAGACCAUACAAAGCCAGGAGCAUUUGGACUUUGAAGACGAAGAACCCUUUGAAGUGGAUAUGGAAGCUGAUUGGGACUUGACAACUAGACAAUUAUUGCCUUACAUAAAUGGAUACAAUCACGUCUCGAAAAUAGCAGCAGACACCAAAGUCGAGAAGACUUUGGUAAAAUCCUGUAUACAAAACUUAGUUUACUAUGGAGUGGUGACAUUGAUACCAGUUCUGAAGUUUAGUAAUAUGUACAGAGCCACUCCAAAUCUUAGCCGCCUAUUUAGUGACCAAGAACUACAAAAAUCGUGUAUUGCUUUUAUUACUAAAGGUUCUGAUUCUAAGGAAAAGCCAAUAGUGUCGGAUGUGCUAGAAAUACUGUGUGCACUACAACAAGGGACAACACUUAGAACUGUUUGUGAAAGAUUCUCAAAUACUUUAAACCCUUCUUUCGAUAUUCGCAGACUCGUGGUGUUUGCUCAACUACAUGGUCUUAUUAAAUGUUUAAAAAGAUAUCCAGUGUACAUAAGGAGUCCACCGCGACCGAACGGGUUCAUCAGGCGAGUAGACUCGAUGCAGGGCAUCCGGCGACUGUUCACCGGCCGCCACUGCACGGACGAGAUCUGCUGCCUGGGCCGCAUCGAUCUGCCCACCCUUGAUCAAAUCAUCGAGGAUGACCCCAACGUCGCUAUCAUCUGGAGGUAGAACUUAUUUAUGCACAUUACUUUUAAAUCUAGGUUAACUAGCUAGGGAGUCAGCAAGAGAACGCAAGAUAAAUAUGGCUUUAAGAUUAAUCAAAUUCAUUUCCCAAGAAGUAAACCCAAAAAAUCCCAUCUAGAAGAUUUAGUACUGUAAUAUAAAAUGUUUUGUUUAUUGGUAACAAAUACCAUUAUGUUUUAACGGAAAAACACGAUCACGAGCUUGGAUAUUUAUAAGUAUAGAUAGAUAGUAGUAGACCGUGUAUAAACACGGGGAGACAGGCCUCUGUGUGGCAACUUCUGUACUAUACUUGACCUGUAGGCCUGAAUCAAGUACAGAAUAACGUCUGCUACAAAGAAAUAUCAUGACAAAACGCCCCACACUUCCCCCAGGCUGUAUGCUCUGGGUUACGUAUAGAAAAGCAUUGGCAAUAAUAUCAUUUAUAGCGCGCUUGGGUACACAUAGAUCAAGAAUGCCAUAAAACUUGUAACCAUGAGUUGACCGUAAGAUAAGUAAUCUACUGUUAAUCUGCUUCGCUAAUUACCACAAAGGCCAGUGUCCACACGCGUGGUAUAAGCUAUGGUAUAAGCCUAACGGUCGACAGACUGCUACUGUGGUGUCCUGUUGUUGCUAUGAUGAGCGACAACACUUCCUUGACAUCGGUGGACGCAGGGGCACACUGCCCCCAAGGUGACCUGCUCCGACCUCUUAGUCGCGCCCCUGUCUCCAUCGAAUCUUGCCGACCGUUAUCGUUUCCCAACAUGCAUCCUUGGCUCCCUGGCUGGUAGCUCGAGUUACGCAACAGCCUACGCACUCCCCGCCACUUAGCCAGAGAGUCUCCUGCAUUUUCUACGUUGGUCUGUUUCUUUUAGCACGAUCUGACAUGCAAUGAUUUAUGGAAAGUGGCAUUUCCCCAUAGUUACAUGUCUUAUAGCUAAAAUAGUUUACCAGGUGUUUAACACUCACCCGAUUCCAACGUUGAGGGUCUUACUUUAUAAUUUCAUUCGCUCGCGCCGUACGUAUAGCCUCCGUCCCUCCCUUACCGCUACGCGGCCUUUUUCCCACAGUUAAAAAUCCGUGAAUGUCAAAGUCAAAUUUUCAAGUCAAUUUUAUAGUUGCCACAGAACAAUAUCAGUUGUAUGCACUAACAUAUGGCCAAUAUCCUCACGUUUCGCGACAGCUUCAUUAGCAUUGUGUUUGUUGCAACCCAUCUAGGAGAAGGAAAACUCCAAAAUUAAACCCGGAAUGAAAUUCCGUUAGGCACAAGCAUGGCAGAAUCCUGCAGCUGACCCGGCUUGGCACGUAUUGACUUGUUUCUGCGGGCCCAGCUGGCUAGGCCGGGAAGGUGGCACAGGUUUUGGGCAACCUUCUGUCUCCUUAAUAGCAUCCCACGCGAGAGAAUGUGUCGUGUGAUUUUCGCCGCCGAGACCGCCUAGUACUCCCAGAGAAUAAAACUUCUACAUCAAGACAUUGUACCAGAUGUUGUCGAAGUUUUUCGACGCAUUGAUUCUUCAAUUCGUGAGCGUUCCCGUAGCUCAAGAUAUUAAGUAGUUCAUGUAACGACAGAAUUCGUAGGGAAAGCCGAUAUUUUGACUUGCGUUAGAUGUUUUCUUUGCUAAAUAUGUUCCAGUCUCAAAUAGUCUACUUAAUGUAAAAGUAGUAAAAAUAUCCUAGGAUAAAAAAAUAAAAGUAGAUAGUAUUCUAUUGAAUCUAAAUAGAUUGAAGAAAUGAUUUAAUUUGGGAAAAAAAGGUUUAUUCUCCUAUUUCUGACCCUGGCAUUAUAUGUAUUUAGUACAAGACGAUAAAGCUGGGAAGCGGUGUUAUUGCGAAAUUCCCCUUGCUUGUUUCUCUCUGACGUUAUUUUUAAGAUGUUACUAACAUUAUAACAGUUGAUUCUGUUUAGUGACAUAAAUUUUGAUCAAAUUAUUUUUGAUUAUUUACUUAACGUUCCUAAAAUAAAUAAUUGCUGCAUCGGUAUUGUGCACAUGACUUUAUAUCGCCCCAAUAUGAUACUAAUUAUUUAUUUAAGGUAUUGGCGUCGAUUCCUGCAGACACCUCCUAAUUUUAUUUUAAGUUAUACCCGUCAUUUUAUGCGCCGAAAAGGAACGGGAUGGAUGAUUUACAACAGUUCAUUUUAAAAUGAAAGAAUAACCCGGGCGAAUAAAAUAGGCAUCUCGCUCAUAUGCAAACCGUUUGACACGUGCUGUCACCUUAAUUCUGUCAGGUUAUUGCCCAAUAUAAAAUUUUGGAAGAGUUUUUUAAAUUUCUGCCUAAAAUUGACGUGUGUUUCUGCCAAAAAAUGACGUCGAUUACCCGUCCCAUUUCCUUUUCGGCAGCUCAGAAAAUGACAGGUUGAACUUAAAUAAACUGUACCGGAAUCAGCACCAAUUACUUAAGUUUUAUAACGUGAAUAUUUAUUUUUAUAAUUUAAUUUAUUACGAAUACGUAACUGUUUUUUUGUUCUCGGUUUCAAGCAGUUAUUGGAAGUAGAUCUCUCAUGCUUGCUACUUUAUUUCCCUGUGUUCAGUGUAAAAAUAUUUUUUAAUUGGAAGUUCAUCGCGAUUCCCUCACCUAUACUGCCAUAAGGCAUUUACAUUACACCUACGACUCUGUAACCUUCAAGUAACUACAGAAGUAGUUAAUAUUAUGUUAAAUGCGGUUAAAUAAUAAAUUGCAUUUGCUUCUGGUUUGUUUGGGCGAUUUUUUUUUUAUUUUUGUCUGAGUAAGUAAUUGAGAUUUUCUGUUUAAUUGUAAUCGAAUUUUCGUAAUGAAAUGUAGUGAGAAAAAAGAGCUGUGAAUUAUAUAUGUUUGUUGCAUAUUAAAAUUUUUAAAAUUCGGUAAUAUUUAUUAGUACGUGUUGUGUUAUAGCACAUUGACAGCGAGGUAUGCGUGUCUGAGUAGGAAAUGAGGCACUUUCCGGGCUACGUUCACCAAAAACAAUAUAGAUGGCGUUGUACAGUACUCGAGUACAUAAUCAUUCCAAAAUACAAUAUAAUGGCAGAAGCUUGUAUAAAAAUAAUUGCUUGAUAUUUGGAUCAGAUCCUACCUACCCUAUAUUACCUAUAUUGCUUCUCUUUAUUUUGAUCAGAAUAAUAAUGGUUGGAAGAUGCGUUGUGCCUGGGAGUAAUAGCAAGGGUCAUCGCUUAUACCCAAAAACAAAGAUAAAAUUUGCUUAUGUCUGUUAUCCAUGAAAUUAGAAGGUUAAGCGAAGGAAAAUCUGUACAGAGCGUCAUCUAUAUUUAUUUUGGGGGACGUAGCCUAGAAAGUCCCUCAUUGUUCAAUUUGUGACAGCUCUCUUUGGAGUAUUUUUAAUGUAAAGCGAGGUUCCACUUUCCAAUGGAGAAGGGGCAAUAUACCGCAGGGAAACCACUAGUUUGUUUAAAUGUCACAUCUCUUAGAAAAAAAAUCUAAAUCAUAUGGAAGCCUGCCUCACAACUCUCCACCUGCUAGGCUGCUUGUUUCCAUUUCAGUAGAACCUCAGUCUAAUUGUCACCUAAGAGCAACUACCUGCAGAAUAUUUCUUUAUCUAUAACCGUUUGUUUCAAGGCAAAUUCUUUGGUAAUUUUAUGCGUUGUGCAAUGUUCGUGAAUAAGCCUAUAUUCGAGAUAAAAAGAUAAACAUUCUAAAUAACAUAUUAUUCUGCGUGUUUUAGGAAUCCUUUAAGUUCAGUGUGUGACUGAACAAUAAAUAUUUUCUUAUAUUUGCUAGGAUAAUGUUAUUUGACUUCUCGAAGUUAAUGUGUGGCUUAGAUAAAGCGAGCGCUGCGAAUGUGUGUGUAACAAGGCGUACUCUAAAUUGUAUGUAAUCUGAUAAACCGUCUUAAAACCUGACGUUAUUGCAGUAUUAUAUUUUAGACUACUAGUAUUAAUUACAGAGUACUUAUUUAAGUGUAGUAUUUAUUUUAAUACAAAUUGUAAAUAUGUGAAACUGGGCAGUAGUUUAUAAAGUAUAUUUUACAAUCAAUUAAGACUCAUUCACUUAACGCCUUGGAUGAAAAUGAAACAUUGUUUAUAUUAGCACGGUGUUGGAAAUAAAUAGUUAUUUGUAUUCCGGCGAAUCAUUCAUUAAAUUAAAGGUGGCCAGACACGCAAUGAUUUUGUGCACCAGUUUCGGUUAGUAAUACUCGUACCAAACGUUUCAAGUAAACCUAAUCAUCAUGGUCUAGUACAACUGUGUCAUAUUUACGGUCUUUGGGAAAUACAAAUUUGCUUUUGUAAAUACAUAAGCCCUAAAUAUUAUUACUGUCAAGCGUAUCUUUGCGUGUAUGGCAGUCUAUACCCGCAAUGUUGUAAAGCUCUCGUUUGAACAAGUCUUAAGUUAUUCAUAUGGUGAAAUAUAUUUUGAAUUUUACGUAAUUUAGACGUAGUGGCAGACACAAACUUAAUCUUAAUUUUACAGUUCUAAAAGUAUUGCUUAUCCUUUUCUAAUCAUAAGUGCAAGAAAGAGAGAGUUUUAAAACUAUCAAACUAAAUUAAUAUAAGUUGGUGUCUGUCGGGAUCAGCACCAUUAAUGAGAUUAUGAUAACAAUGCUAUUUCUUUGUAAAAGAUAGAGCAGUCCAAUUAAAUAUUAUUUAUUUUAAUAUUUCGUUGUUAAUUUGUAUUCAUAUGUGUAGGUAUAGCUUUAGAGCUUUCAUCCACUCACUUCCAGUUCUCUAAUGUAUGUUCCAGUCUUACUGCAGUAUUUAAUAUUUAUUUUUCAAUAGCAUACGAAUAAAGGUGUAUGUGUA